Molecule: messenger RNA, 665 nt
Organism: Tinamus guttatus (white-throated tinamou)
Lineage: Eukaryota; Metazoa; Chordata; Aves; Tinamiformes; Tinamidae
Source: RefSeq, a predicted model, not a curated record
UGAAGGAGAGGCGGGUGCUGCGCGGCGGCGGGACGGGCGCCGCUCGCGGCUCCCCGCGCGGGGCUGUCCCCGCGCCCGGCUCCGCUGGCUGCGGGACGGCCGCCAGUCCAGGAGGCUCAUCCUGCUCAUCGUGUUCAUCGCGCUGCUCUUGGACAACAUGCUGCUCACCGUGGUCGUGCCGAUAAUUCCCAGUUACCUUUACAGCCUCAAACAUGAGAAAAAUGCAACUGAAAUCCAGACUGCUAAGCCUAACGUAGUUCCAACAACAGUGGACAAUUUUCGGAGUAUCUUUUCCUAUUACGACAACUCAUCGAUGUUUACUGGAAAUGAAUCUGAUAAGAUCAGGCCAGCAGAGCAUACCCAGACAGAGCAAAUGAUAGUGAACGUGACAACUUCACCGUCCGAUUGUCCGAAGGAAGAUAAGGACCUGCUGAAUGAAAAUGUGCAAGUUGGGCUGCUGUUUGCCUCAAAAGCAACAGUUCAGCUCAUCACUAACCCUUUCAUAGGGCCACUGACAAACAGAAUAGGCUACCAGAUUCCACUGUUUGCUGGCUUCUGCAUCAUGUUUGUGUCGACAAUCAUGUUUGCUUUCUCAGGCAGCUACACAUUACUGUUUAUUGCAAGGUCCCUUCAAGGAGUGGGUUCCUCUUGUUCUUCAGUGGCAG